This is a messenger RNA of Aegilops tauschii subsp. strangulata, 960 nucleotides long. Its product is annotated as probable calcium-binding protein CML13. Gene Ontology annotation, molecular function: calcium ion binding. The record is from RefSeq and is a predicted model, not a curated record. Lineage: Eukaryota; Viridiplantae; Streptophyta; Magnoliopsida; Poales; Poaceae. Gene Ontology annotation, cellular component: myosin II complex.
GUUUCAAAUUACUCGUCGUCUAGAAAAAUAGUCUUGGACACGUCAAACGCGGUAAAGAUACGAAUUCGAUCUCCCACCGGACGCGGCCCGGUCCAAUACCUUCGACCGUCCAGGCCUCUCCGAGCCCCUCGUCCCAAACGCCGACGCGUCAAAGCUCCUCCUUCGUGACCAGAUCGACGGUCGCCCCACCCUCAUCGCUCUUCCCCUCGGGCGCCGGCAGAUCCACGCGGGCGGCGACCCUCUUCGUCGGCGGUUCACCCUACCCGACGCUCGUCUCUUGCCAUGUCUACAAUGAAGGGACAGAUAAGGAGGGAGAGGCCUAGGACUCGUCCUCAUGGCCUCACGCAACAGAAGAGGCAGGAAAUAAAGGAAGCAUUUGAUCUUUUUGACACCGAUAACUCUGGAACCAUCGAUGCCAAGGAGCUGAAUGUUGCAAUGAGAGCCUUGGGGUUUGAGAUGACAGAAGAGCAAAUCAAUCAGAUGAUUGCUGAUGUUGACAAAGAUGGCAGUGGAUCGAUAGAUUAUGAGGAGUUUGAGCACAUGAUGACUGCCAAGAUUGGGGAGAGGGACACUAAAGAAGAGCUUACAAAAGCGUUCCGCAUUAUUGACCAAGAUAAAAAUGGGAAGAUUUCAGAUGUUGAUAUUCAGCGUAUUGCCAAAGAGUUGGGUGAAAAUUUCACUCUCCAAGAGAUCCAAGAAAUGGUUCAAGAGGCAGAUCAAAAUGGCGAUGGCGAGAUAGAUUUUGGCGAGUUUGCGAGGAUGAUGAAGAAGACCAGCUAUGGCUACUAGGCAGGGAUGGCAUCUGCGAGCGUCUGAAUCUUUGUGCAGUUGUUCAGUAACCACCGUGUGUUUGCCUGAUGUAUUUACUGUUCUGUUUCCUCCGAGUGAUCCUGUUGAACUCUGUGUACUUGUUAUGGUAACAUAAUAUUUCUGCAAUGGAGGUGUCCGACCGCACCGUCA